CCGGAGUAUUUUGGUCGUAUUGAUUCAGCAGCAUUGCGUGUAAUCGGGUCGCUCGGUAUGAUGUCAUGCCGCUCGUAGAAUAAUUUUAAAAGUGACGUUAAGCUAUUUCUACGUUGGUUUUAGCAGAAUAAACACUGCCUCUGUGAUAUUUGGUAUUUAGUGCAUUUGGAAAGAAAAUCAUGACUUACUACGAACACAGGACGGCCGGUGCACUACCACCACCAGCUCUGUCCGACAAGCUGAGGUUAUACCAUGUAGAUAUGAAUCCCUACGGUCACCGGGUGCUGCUGAUCCUGGAAGCUAAGAAGGUCAAAUACGAGGUCUACAGGCUGGACCCUCUGCGGCUGCCGGAAUGGUUCAGGAUCAAGAACCCUAGAUUAAAAAUCCCAGUCCUCGAGAUUCCCACGGACCACGGCGACAAAUACCUGUUCGAGAGCGUGGUCAUCUGCGACUACCUGGACGAGAAAUACGUGCGGAACCCGCUCCAUUCCAGGGAUCCGUACGUGAAGGCGCAGGACCGAUUACUGAUCGAGAGGUUUAAUGAGUUAAUAAAAGGCAGCUUGGAGUGCUUCGACACAAACUUUGCUUUCGGCAGCGAACAGAUCGUGCAGACUUUGGACAUAUUCGAGAAGGAACUGGCGUUAAGAGGCACGAACUACUUCGGCGGCAACAAGCCAGGCAUGCUGGAUUACAUGAUCUGGCCGUGGGUAGAACGCCUGUACCUGCUACGGUGCGUCAACGAGGCCAAGUUCGAUGAGAAACGGUCGCUGUUCCCUAACUUUGCGGAUUGGGGCGACCAAAUGCAGCUGGAUGAUGUAGUCAAAAAACACUCGAACUCUCCAGCUGAGUACUUUGAGUACUACAAGAAUGCGCGGGCGCACUCUAUGGGGUACUACUUGUAAAUAUAAGGUCUGUGACGGUGUUAUAGAAUGUUUCAUCCACGAAGACGCGCCCCAUAAUGUUUAGAGUAGGCGCACACCGUUGAUUUUUAGUUGACCGAUAGUUGUGCCCGAUUUUAAAUUGUAUGAAGAAUCGGCCAAAUCGAAUCGGCGUAGUGUGCGCACUCCCAUACAUGCCCAUACUGAUCAACUGCCCGACUAAACUAUCGGCCGACGAAAAAUCAACGGUGUGCGGUGCGCCUACUCUUAGUCUCGGUCGCGCGGGGUGCGGGGAGUUUGAUCCAAGCAAUUAGAGCGGCAUUAUUGUAGUGUGCGUGUGCACUCAUGGAGCAUUAGCGUGUACCGAUAACACUCAAACAUUCGCGGAAGAAUGGUGGGGCGUGUCUUCGUGGAUGAAACGAUCUAUAAGGUGAGUAUAGACUAUAACAUUUCUAUGUAAUGUAAAUUUCUUACAAAUGGUAAUACAAUACAGGUAAAAUGUACGACGUUUUGGUUUGUGAAAGGGUGAACAUUAGAACAUUUCAUAGAGCGCAGUAUAACACUUCAUAGAGUGACUCGUUGUUAUGUUACAAGUAAAUGCUAAAGUCUAUACUCACCUUUAUAGGAUCAUAGUAAAAAGAACAGUAAUCAUUCUCAUGCCUCUAUUUUGUACUCGUACAGUGAGUGGGUAUUUUUGUUAGCACCACGUGUGGUUAGCACCCACCGUUCUUUUUUACCAUGCUCAUUCGAAAUGUAAUCUAGGUAAAGCCCGGUCUGUGAGCACGUAGAAUUUUGUCCAAUGACCCCAAGCUACCCAUCCUUAUCGCUCGCGCGUAAUUAUAUUGCCGUUGCGACUGUGCGACGGGCGCCCGCAGUGAGUGUGCGAGCGCGACAGCAACAUAAUUACACGCGAGCGAUAAGGAUGGGUAGCUUGGGAUCAUUGGACCAAAUUCUACAUGCUCACAGACCAGACUAUAGUCGUUUAUUUUAUAAUUUGAUAGUCAUUAUCACGUGAAACUUGUGCUGGUUAUAUUAUUGUGUUGUGAGUUGAUGAUGCUAUUGUAAAAGUAUGCAACAACUUUUCUGUAAGAACCACUGUUUUAAAAAAUGCAUUUAAAAGAUUCUAUUUUGUUUUGCCUUUUGAAAAUUCAAAGUUAUCAGAGCAUUUUGAUAUUUAAAAAACAUGUUACGCAUUUCUAUAUCAUAAAAGCAUUUAAUGCAGGAUUUAAGCUCGUACUAUGAAAUUAUAGUCAAGUAUGUUAGUCUCAAGUAUAAAAAAAAAAUUAAAGUCUGUGACUAGUCCAGAUUGGAGCUUAUAGCUCGAUUCACACAUUAUCAGUGAAGCCAUAGUUCCGUCACAGUGUCCGCUCAGUUCAGUAAGUAUCAGUGCUACAGUGUUGCGUCAGUGAAAUAUUUUGAAUAUUUUAAAAUGUCAGAGAGCUGUUUCAAUAUUCUUGUUCAGAAACUAUGAAGUAAGUUAUUUUGUUUUUGAUUCCGCGGCGGCGUCCGUGAUCCGACAAAAAAUAUCGUCGCCAACGAAUACGUCCGUAUUGCCGGUGUCGUCACUGACACUGACAAGUGGGGAAGCGUUCAUAGAAACUAUAUGAAAGAAUAUUUCGCACUGUGCCGGUACUGAGCCUGAACUGUGACUUCACUGAUAUGUGUGAAUCGAGCUUAUAGGUCUAGCUCUUAACUCAGUCGGCACGAAAGGGCGUUUUUGAGACGUCAAACAUUAGCAUGACUUCAGAAAAGCUUCAGAUUUGUAUGCUCUGUCACGUUUAUGUCAAUAUCACCCCUCCCGUGCUGCUUCCUUAUCUCACUCAGCCCCCCUAGACAAAACGCACUUUUUGAUCGAAUCGAAAAUCGAAUCCGUCAAAACUCUAUACAAAAAAGGGGCUUUUCGACCACUUUUCGACUGGUUUGCGAUUAUAAUUUGCACUUUGUCUAGACCCACAGGUAGUGACUGAGUUAAGCGGUCUAGCCUUUAAGAUACUGUCAAAUUGAGGUAUAAAGAUCUGUAAAUUAGGUGUAAUAUGUAUUUAUAAUCGGCAUUUAUACGAUCUUUCAUCGAAAACAAUAUUUUGAUAUGAUAAAAAUUGUAUAAGUCUGUUAUAGUCACAAGAUGAAUAUUAUGUAAUAGGUAAGUAAGAAAAAGUAAUUAGUUUAAGGUACAACUUCUGAAUUGGUUUUGCAAUUAUUAAAUAAAAGUUAUAAAAAAGAAGAUGUUCAGCAUAGUCAUAAGUUUAAAAUAAUUAUUAUUGUAUUAAUUUAAUAAGAUUUUACGGUUUGACAAAUAACUUUUAACGUUGACUGUUGCAAAACCAGUUUUUGUUACUUUUAAGUAUUUUCUCACAGCAUUUUUUUGUAGCUUACGAAAAUGCAAUAUUUUUAGAGACAAUAGUGUGAUUGUAUGAAAUGUAACAAUAAAUUGUUGCUUAUUUUUAUGUUCUUGUACUUAAACCUUUAUUUUGUUAUAGUAUAAUACAUUUUAUUUAUUUUUCUUCUGAAUACAGUUAUCACAAAAUACUUA
Molecule: messenger RNA, 3408 nt
Organism: Ostrinia nubilalis (European corn borer)
Lineage: Eukaryota; Metazoa; Arthropoda; Insecta; Lepidoptera; Crambidae
Gene: GSTo3
Product: pyrimidodiazepine synthase-like
Exons: 6
Coding region: 180-902 (240 amino acids)
Biological process (GO): glutathione metabolic process
Cellular component (GO): cytoplasm
Molecular function (GO): glutathione dehydrogenase (ascorbate) activity; glutathione transferase activity
Source: RefSeq, a predicted model, not a curated record